This is a messenger RNA of Asparagus officinalis (garden asparagus), 1824 nucleotides long. Its product is annotated as 6-phosphogluconate dehydrogenase, decarboxylating 3-like. Gene Ontology annotation, biological process: pentose-phosphate shunt; pentose-phosphate shunt, oxidative branch. Gene Ontology annotation, molecular function: NADP binding; phosphogluconate dehydrogenase (decarboxylating) activity. The record is from RefSeq and is a predicted model, not a curated record. Lineage: Eukaryota; Viridiplantae; Streptophyta; Magnoliopsida; Asparagales; Asparagaceae. Gene Ontology annotation, cellular component: cytosol.
GGCGAUCAAAUCUUAUUACUCAUGUGUUUCUGUUGAAUCAAAAUUAAGAAGCAAAUAAAUCUCCAUCUCAUUUUGACUUCCCUCGGGGAAAAAAAACCCAACUAUAAAUUGGGGGGAGGAGCCGAUCUUGGCAUCUCAUCGGGCGAAGAGAGUCUCAAGGUAAAAGAUGGCUCAAACAAGAAUAGGCCUAGCAGGUCUCGCUGUCAUGGGCCAAAACCUUGCCCUAAACAUCGCUGAGAAAGGCUUCCCCAUAUCUGUCUAUAACCGAACAACAUCUAAAGUCGACGAGACUGUAGAACGAGCUAAGCGCGAAGGAAACCUCCCCCUCUACGGCUUUCAUGAUCCCGCGUCCUUCAUCAACUCAAUCCAAAAACCACGUGUCGUCAUCAUGCUCGUUAAAGCUGGUGCACCCGUGGACCAAACCAUAGCAACACUCUCGACCUUCAUGGAGAAGGGUGACUGUAUAAUCGACGGAGGCAACGAGUGGUACGAGAAUACAGAGAGGAGAGAGAAAGCCAUGGCUGAACUCGGCCUUCUUUAUCUCGGAAUGGGAGUUUCUGGAGGUGAGGAGGGAGCGAGAAAUGGUCCUUCGCUAAUGCCAGGUGGCUCAUUUGAGGCUUACAAAAACAUCGAAGACAUUCUCCUCAAAGUAGCUGCUCAAGUCCCGGACUCUGGUCCCUGUGUCACUUACAUUGGCAAAGGAGGCUCGGGCAAUUUUGUGAAAAUGGUUCACAAUGGAAUCGAAUAUGGAGACAUGCAACUGAUUGCUGAAGCAUAUGAGUUGCAACAAGUGUUCACAGAGUGGAACAAGGGGGAACUCCUUAGCUUUUUGAUUGAGAUCACCGCUGACAUUUUUGGAAUCAAAGAUGAUAAAGGCGACGGUUAUUUGGUUGACAAGGUCUUGGACAAAACCGGGAUGAAGGGAACAGGCAAGUGGACUGUUCAACAAGCAGCAGACUUGUCUAUUGCUGCUCCUACGAUUGCAGCGUCCCUGGACUCAAGAUUCCUCAGCGGGCUUAAAGAAGAAAGGGUUCAAGCCGCAAAGGUUUUCAAAUCAGGUGGUGUCAGCGACAUCUUGAGCAGUGAGCCAGUGGACAAGGCAAAGCUCGUCGACGACGUGAGGCAAGCUCUUUACGCCGCGAAAAUUUGCAGCUAUGCACAAGGGAUGAACUUGAUCAGAGCCAAGAGCUUGGAAAAGGGGUGGGAUCUAAAAUUAGGCGAGCUUGCGCGAAUUUGGAAGGGAGGAUGCAUUAUCAGAGCUAUUUUCUUGGAUCGAAUCAAGAAAGCGUAUGAUAGGAACACAGAGCUACCUAAUCUGCUCGUGGAUCCUGAGUUUGCAAAGGAGAUAAUGGAUCGACAGGGAGCUUGGCGCAGGGUUAUUUGCCUUGCUAUUAAUUCGGGUAUUUGUACACCCGGGAUGUCUGCGAGUUUGGCGUAUUUUGAUACUUACAGGAGGGAGAGGGUGCCGGCGAAUUUGGUUCAGGCUCAGAGGGACUACUUUGGAGCUCAUACUUAUGAGAGGGUUGAUAUGCCUGGUUCUUUCCAUACAGAGUGGUUUAAGAUUGCUAAACAGUCAAAGAUUUGAGGUGAGUUUUUCCUCACUUUAUCAUGUUGUAACCUUAUUCAAAGUGUUACGGAUUAUGUUGUUUACUUCUAUUUCUAUCUAGAGUUUAUUGAUUGUGUGUUGAAGUCUCCAUUUUUUUUUUCUCUUAAUGAAUGUGAUGAAACUCGGAACACUUCAUGUAGUUUGUGGAGAGGCAUAAAGACUGAUUCUCUUUGUUUGGAAUAAAAUCAACUGGUUUGAAUAAUGGGUUUACUUUUUUC